Equus caballus (horse) is the source of this 1483-nucleotide messenger RNA. RefSeq names its product testis expressed 9 (gene TEX9). NCBI's taxonomy places the organism in Eukaryota, Metazoa, Chordata, Mammalia, Perissodactyla, Equidae. The record is from RefSeq and is a predicted model, not a curated record.
CGCGGGACUGGACCAAGUCGGCGCCCCGGAGGGAGGCUGCCCGGGAUGUGGUAAUUCUCGCGGGAAGAUGCAUCGUUGCCUCGGCAACGGCGUCGCGGUCGCGAAAGAUGGCGGGGCGAAGUCUCGGCCUCAGGAGACGGAGUGUUUCCGGGACUCCGCUCCCGCCACGCGUUCAGCAGCCUGCUACACCUCGACGGGACCUCCUCGCCAAGGAGGAAGAAUAUAAGCGUUUAAAUGCAGAAUUGGAGGCAAAAACGGCUGAUCUGGUUCGACAAGCUGAGGAAGUAAUAAGAGAUCAGCAAGAAGUACGAUCUAGGCCUACUUCAACACAAAUUAAAUCAUAUGAAGAAGAAGAUGAUUACAGUUUAAGAGGUCUAUUGUCAUCUGAAGGGACAGUUCAUGUACAUUCGGAAACUAAGCCAAAGACCAAAAACAUUGAUCCACUAAAUAAGGUUCAAAACAAACUACACUCUGCAAAUAAAGGAAGGAAAACAAACUCGAGUAUAAAACUGAAAUACCCUGAUGUACAAACUGCCAAUGAUGUUGCCAUUCCAGAGGAUUUCUCAGACUUUUCUCUUGCAAAAACAAUUAGCAAAAUUGAAGGGCAACUGGAGGAAGAAGGCUUACCUGAUUAUAUAGAUGAUGAUAUUUUUUGUGGUGCUAGUAAAGACAUCGGAACAGAGGCACAGAUCAGAUUUUUAAAGGCCAAACUCCGUGUCAUGCAGGAGGAAUUGGAUAAUGUUGUGUGUGAAUGCAAUAAAAAGGAGGAUGAAAUUCAGGAUUUAAAGUCUCAAGUAAAAAACUUUGAAGAAGAUUGUGUGAGACAGCAGCGAACAAUUAAUUUGCAACAGUCUCAAACAGAAAAAUAUAAAACUCUUUUCGAAGAAGCAAACAAAAAAUGUGUUGGAUUACAGCAACAGCUGUCUUCAGUAGAAAGGGAAUUAGAAAAUAAAAGAAGACUACAAAAACAGGCUGCCACUAGUCAAAGUGCCACAGAAGUCCGUUUGAAUAGAGCUCUAGAAGAAGCAGAAAAAUAUAAAUUAGAGUUAAGUAAAUUAAGGCAAAAUAACAAGGAUGUAGUGAAUGAAGAACAAAAAAAAAUUGAAGCAUUAAAAUCAGAAAACAAGAAGCUAGAAAAACAAAAAGGAGAAUUAAUGAUAGGAUUCAAGAAACAAUUAAAAUUAAUUGAUGUUUUAAAAAGGCAGAAGAUGCAUAUUGAAGCUGCCAAGAUGCUGUCUUUCACUGAAGAGGAAUUUAUGAAGGCACUUGAAUGGGGAAAUUCAUAAGUGAUCUACUCUAAUUAGUCUGUAUAGCCAACUGUGCGUGAUGGGUAUAUGUUUUAUUUAAGUUGUAAUAGUUUGAAUUAUUUGAUAAUGAAAUCAAAAUACUUCUAAAGAAUUCCCUGUUUAAAUUUGGGGAAUACAAAAUUGAUAGUGUUAUUGGGAAAAGGAAAUAUUUUGUAAAAUAAAGCAAUAUGAAAUAA